AAAGCGGCCAAUCGCGGGGCGGCAAAGUUUGCCUCGUUCCCACGAGUUGGAUAAAUAGAAGAGCGGCGGACUUGGCAGCCGAGAUCGCUUUCUAGUUUGUUUUUUUUUCUCUCUCUCUGUGUUGAUAUUUUGUUUUUUCCAGUUUGAGGAUGCCCGAGCCGGCUAAAUCUGCCCCGGUGCCCAAAAAGGGAUCUAAAAAGGCGAUCACCAAGACCCAGAAGAAAGGAGACAAGAAGCGCAAGAAGAGCCGCAAGGAGAGUUACUCCAUCUACGUCUACAAGGUGUUGAAGCAGGUCCACCCCGACACCGGCAUCUCCUCCAAGGCCAUGAGCAUCAUGAACUCCUUCGUCAACGACAUCUUCGAGCGCAUCGCGGCUGAAGCUUCCCGCCUGGCUCACUACAACAAGCGCUCCACCAUCACCUCCCGGGAGAUCCAGACGGCCGUCCGCCUCCUCCUGCCCGGAGAGCUGGCCAAGCACGCCGUCUCCGAGGGCACCAAAGCCGUCACCAAAUACACCAGCUCCAAAUAAAAAAGGGAGCUUGAGACUUAAAAAGUCUCCUUCGCCCAGACCCAAAGGCUCUUUUAAGAGCCACCCACUUUCUCAACGGAAAGAGCUGUUCUCUA
This is a messenger RNA of Pantherophis guttatus, 625 nucleotides long. Its product is annotated as histone H2B 7-like. The record is from RefSeq and is a predicted model, not a curated record. Gene Ontology annotation, molecular function: protein heterodimerization activity; DNA binding; structural constituent of chromatin. Gene Ontology annotation, cellular component: nucleosome. NCBI's taxonomy places the organism in Eukaryota, Metazoa, Chordata, Lepidosauria, Squamata, Colubridae.